Molecule: messenger RNA, 462 nt
Organism: Dreissena polymorpha
Lineage: Eukaryota; Metazoa; Mollusca; Bivalvia; Myida; Dreissenidae
Exons: 3
Coding region: 1-462 (153 amino acids)
Source: RefSeq, a predicted model, not a curated record
AUGGCGGCGUCCACAUCGCUAAUGUUGGCAAUAAACAUCGAAAAAUUUGACCACCAAAAAGGCUGUCAGCUGAUGAGAGUUACUCCAACCUCAUCAACAGCAGCUGACAUUUUUAAAGAGCUUCAUGGGCCGGUGGAUCCACAACGAUAUGGGGUUAAAUUCGUUGUGGGAACUUCGCUGGAAGGGACAUCUUUCUGGGAGAUUGACGGUUGCAUCCCAUUGUUUGAGGUUUCGGCGUUUGGUGUGAAGGUCCUCAAAAUGACAUGUACUACCUUACCAGAGGGAAUAUUGGCAUCUUCCCUGGAGAAAAUUUCGAACGAAGCAACAAAGAAAACCGUUGAUGCCUUCCAGGUGUUAAUGAUGAAGGGGAAAGCAUUGCCCACAAAAAAAGUGGCAAGCUCUGGAGUACUGACGGGACUUAACCGGAAAGAUGAGUUGUACAAUGCCAUAAUAGACCUGUGA